AUGUCCGCUGGCGCAUCUAGGCUUGUAAAUGGAAGAGAUGAGCAGGGUUUCCAGCUGCCGAAAAGUGAUUUUAGCCUUUCUAACGGUCCUGAGGGUAAGCUCUGCAGCAAUACGCCAACUGGCACCCCAGGCACCUUUUACGGUAUGCUCACAAGGAGCUCUCUCUUAGACUCUUUCAUGUGUAGUCCAUCCAGAACGACUCAAUUCGCCAGCUCAGAUUCAAGUUUGCGCCUGCGUCAGAGUCAGGUCAUGCCUGUCACCUCGUUAGAAUCUUCACAGUAUAGCCCUGAUGCUGGCGACUCAAUGCAUCUUCGCACAGUUACCCAGAGAACCAUUGCUACUUUGACAGCUGAGAAUGAGGAGCUACGAGAGCAUAUUAGCGUCCUAUCUAAUGCUCUCCAAAGUUCUACCGUUCUCCUUGACAGGAAAGAGCAACUGAUCCAGGAGCGCAAUACGUUCAUCAGGGAACUGGCCACACGUUUGCUCCUAGAUCGGCAAAGGCAGUUCUAA
Messenger RNA from Giardia duodenalis, 510 nucleotides. RefSeq lists its product as uncharacterized. NCBI's taxonomy places the organism in Eukaryota, Fornicata, Diplomonadida, Hexamitidae. Bases 1 to 510 code for a protein of 169 amino acids. The record is from RefSeq and is a predicted model, not a curated record. The transcript has a single exon.